Molecule: messenger RNA, 1035 nt
Organism: Pelodiscus sinensis (Chinese soft-shelled turtle)
Lineage: Eukaryota; Metazoa; Chordata; Testudines; Trionychidae
Source: RefSeq, a predicted model, not a curated record
AAUAGCAUAUAAAUACAAAGAGGACAAAAUGUGGGAUCCAUAUGAAACUACAACAAAACACGAAUACCCAUAUAGACCACAAGUAGAGACUAAAGCAUUACGUCCCAGAACAGCUAAAGGAUAUGUGAAUCCAUACCAACUUAGUGAUCCUAUUGGCUAUAAUACUUACAGAGAAGAGUUCUGUUGGAAACCAUAUUCCAAGGCAGAACCUAUAAGGACUGGCUCUUCAACAGGAACACGGAGAAACAAUCCUCAUCCCAGUCAAAGUUUCAUGGUUUGGAAGGUGCCUCGAGAAGAAAAACCACCAUCCUCCAACAGCAUUUCACCCUGGACACAGCCUAUUUCUAAACAAGAGGUUGGGGAAGCAAUCAGAGCACAGUUCAGUUCUACAUACAGUGAAGAUUAUUUAGGAUUACCACAGGGUUUACAAAUUAAAGACACUACUCCUGUGCCUCCUGACUGGAAAAAAUUAAUCCCACACCCUCCAGCAACUGAAUUUAGGCAUCAUUACCAGGCCCCAGCACACAACCGUGACUUCAUGGACUUUUCCUGGAAAUAUGGAUGUAAUGCAAAUCGGCAUAUUCCAGCAAAAGGAGUUGUUCCUAAUGUGACAUUUGCUCACAUCCAGAACCAAGAAAACAUUAAACAGAUGACCACGUACCAAAGAGAUUUUGGGAAAGAAUAUUUCAAUAUCUUAUCAAUUUUAAAUUCUCUGGAUCCAGAACAAGUUAACAAGUACAUUGAAAGAGCUCCAAAGCAAGAGAAAGCAAUUCUUCAGCACUUUCUUAACACAGUUUGUGGGAGUCAGAGUGAAAAAUUCAGGACUUCGCCCUCAAAGAAACCAGAAGACAAACAAUCUGAAGGCAACUGAUACCCAACAAUCCAAAAACAGAAAGACCUCCUAUAUCUGACUGGUUCUGAAUGAUUGGUGUAAUUGUAACCCACAGUGUCUUUGUGUUCUGUGUGUGUGUGAUAAAUAAUUUGCAAAACCCUGUUUUAAAAUAAUAAAAACUGUUGUGCUGCUACCUCAUCAAA